Molecule: messenger RNA, 2839 nt
Organism: Paramisgurnus dabryanus
Lineage: Eukaryota; Metazoa; Chordata; Actinopteri; Cypriniformes; Cobitidae
Gene: top3b
Product: DNA topoisomerase III beta
Biological process (GO): DNA topological change; DNA recombination; DNA repair
Cellular component (GO): nucleus
Molecular function (GO): DNA binding; DNA topoisomerase type I (single strand cut, ATP-independent) activity
Source: RefSeq, a predicted model, not a curated record
UUGAGUGUGUGGUUGCUCUAUGUACCGGCGCGUAUUCAUCUCUAUUGCUUCUGUAUUAAGUCAGAUAAUUUAUUAAUCUUUUUUUUUCAUGUGAGAUUUUUGAAUCGACGUGUUUUAAUUUAUGAGCAGGUUUGGUUGGUAAGCGCCAGAUAUGAGGACUGUUUUGAUGGUGGCAGAGAAACCCUCUCUCGCCCAGUCUAUCGCCAAAAUACUCUCUAAAGGUAGCUGUUCGAGUCGAAAAGGCCUAAAUGGAGCAUGUUCGGUCCACGAAUACACAGCAAACUUUAUGGGCCAAAACAUGAGGUUCAAAAUGACAUCGGUGUGCGGACACGUCAUGAGUCUGGACUUCAUUGGAAAAUAUAACAACUGGGAUAAAGUUGAUCCAGCCGAGCUGUUCAGUAAAGCACCGACUGAAAAGAAGGAAGCAAACCCCAAACUAAACAUGGUCAAAUUUCUUCAGGUUGAAGCUAAAGGUUGUGAUUAUGUCGUCCUGUGGUUGGACUGUGAUAAAGAAGGGGAAAACAUUUGUUUUGAGGUCUUGGAUGCCAUUCAGCCAGUGAUGAAUAAGCCGUACGGUAAUGACCGUACGGUUUAUCGGGCCAAGUUCAGCUCCAUCACAGACACUGAUAUCUGCAAUGCUAUGAACCGGCUCGGAGAACCCAACAAGAACGAAGCUCUGUCUGUAGAUGCUCGGCAAGAACUGGACCUCCGAAUUGGCUGCGCUUUUACGCGUUUCCAGACCAAAUACUUCCAGGGUAAAUAUGGGAAUUUGGACUCUUCUUUGAUUUCCUUUGGUCCCUGUCAGACUCCCACACUGGGUUUUUGUGUGGAACGUCAUGAUAAGAUCCAGUCCUUUACACCGGAGUUGUACUGGGUUGUCCAGGCAAAGGUUUUUAAAGGGAAGGACAGCCCACUCACUUUGGACUGGGACCGCGUGCGGGUUUUUGAUCGUGAUAUUGGUCAGAUGUUUGUUAAUAUGGCAAGAUCUGCUAAGGAGGCUAAGGUUGACUCUGUGACUAAGAAGGAAAAAGCCAAACAGAGACCUCUUGCAUUAAACACAGUGGAGAUGUUAAGAGUCGCCAGCUCUGCUUUAGGAAUUGGUCCCCAGCAUACAAUGCAGAUAGCGGAGCGUCUUUACACGCAGGGUUACAUCAGCUACCCUCGUACAGAGACCACACACUACCCUGAAAACUUUGACCUCAAAGGGACGCUCAAACAACAGGCCAACAGCUCAUUCUGGGGCGAAACUGUUAGAGCUUUGCUCUCAGAAGGCAUAAACAGGCCGAGGAAAGGAGCAGAUGCUGGAGAUCACCCGCCGAUCACACCCAUGAGAGCGGCUUCAGAGAGUGAGCUUGGCAGUGAUGGUUGGCGUCUGUACGAUUACAUCACACGGCACUUUAUAGCGACAGUCAGCCCCGACUGUAAAUAUCUCCAGACCACUAUAUCUUUCAGCAUCGCCACAGAGACCUUCACAUGCACCGGGAAGACGCUCAUUUCUGCUGGAUACACUGAGGUGAUGCCCUGGCAGGGUAUUCCACAGGAAGAAGCUUUACCGGUGUGUGAGCGAGGAGAUGUAUUCACAGUGGAUGAGAUCAAACUGCUGGAGAAACAGACCAAUCCACCAGACUACCUUACAGAGGCGGAGCUUAUCACACUGAUGGAGAAACACGGCAUUGGUACGGACGCCAGCAUUCCUGUCCACAUUAACAACAUCUGCCAGAGGAACUAUGUGACUGUUGAAAGUGGCCGUAAACUCAAACCCACCAACCUGGGAAUUGUUCUGGUUCAUGGUUACUAUAAAAUUGAUGCAGAUUUAGUUUUGCCAACUAUCCGGAGCGCUGUGGAAAAACAGCUGAAUCUGAUCUCUUUAGGGAAAGCGAACUUUCAACAGGUCUUACAGCACACACUGGACAUAUUCAAGAGGAAGUUUCACUACUUUGUGGACUCGAUCGCUGGUAUGGAUGAACUAAUGGAGGUGUCGUUCUCUCCGAUUGCUGCUACGGGGAAGCCACUUUCUCGUUGUGGCAAAUGCCAUCGCUUCAUGAAAUACAUUCAGGCUAAACCCAGUCGCCUGCAUUGCUCGCACUGUGAUGAGACCUACAGUUUACCCCAGAACGGAGCCAUUAAACUUUACAAAGAGCUGAAAUGUCCUCUGGAUGAGUUUGAGCUGGUGCUCUGGACCUCAGGAUCUCGAGGCAAAAGUUACCCCGUGUGUCCGUACUGCUUCGGCAACCCCCCCUUUAGAGACAUGAAGAAAGGAAUGGGCUGUAAUGAGUGCACCCACCCUUCCUGCCAACACUCCCUAAACUCUCUUGGCAUCGGUCAGUGUGUCGAAUGCGAGACGGGUGUCCUCGUUUUCGAUCCCACCUCUGGCCCCAAGUGGCGCAUGGCCUGCAACAAAUGCAACGUAGUGGUGCAUUUCUUUGAACACGCCCAUAAAGUGCAGGUGUCCCAGGACAGCUGCGAGUCCUGCGAAGCCUCCCUGGUUAUCGUAGACUUCAAUAAGGCGCGCUCACCGUUGCCUGAUGGUGAAACGCAGCACACCGGCUGUGUGUUUUGCGAUUCUGUGUUUCAGGACCUCGUGGAGCUGAAACAUGCGACCAUGCGGCAUCCUAUGCACCGGGCCGGAGGGGCCCGGAGAGGGCGGGGGAAGGGACGAGGAAGGAGACCGGCUGGGAGAGGGAAUGCUAAGAAACCCAAGGAUAAAAUGGCAGCGUUGGCAGCGUAUUUUGUAUAGAAUGUAUUUGUAGAGUAUUUGCUGUGAAGUAAAACUCAAAGCCAAGUAAACAGAACAAAGGUGCAAAUGGAAAAUAAUGGCAAUAAAGUUUGUGUAACAGAA